Clupea harengus (Atlantic herring) is the source of this 1817-nucleotide messenger RNA. RefSeq names its product RAB35, member RAS oncogene family b (gene rab35b). Lineage: Eukaryota; Metazoa; Chordata; Actinopteri; Clupeiformes; Clupeidae. The record is from RefSeq and is a predicted model, not a curated record. Gene Ontology annotation, molecular function: GTP binding; GTPase activity.
UACCCAACUACGCAGACUUUGCAGUGCCAGCGCGUGACUUGGUGAGGUUUCCGAUGCCUUGAACCUUGAGCUGUCGUUUCUUAGAGAUCAAUAGGGUGCACACUGGCACACAUGCCUUCUUGGUGCUUGCGGUUUGUCAGCAGCGGGACUGACACAAAUUCAAACGCGUGUCAGGCGUCUGCGCAGUGGGGUUGGGCGCAGUUCGUACUCGAGACGGAAGCGGAGUUUCCGGCUCUUUGCUACCGAUUGAGCGGAGUGCUGACACCGCCAAAACCCAACCGAAAAAACCUUUGAUUUUUUUUGGAUAGCGUGCACUUGAUCGCCAAUUGUGAAUAUCGUCGCAUCUGGGCUCGCGUCUGGUUUAGUCCGGACCUAGGGUUCGGUUCGGUGAGAGCAGAGGAGAGGCGCGGAGCUAACGAGGCAGGGGUGACCCACCAACUACCGGCAUGGCCCGCGACUACGAUUACCUCUUUAAGCUGCUCAUCAUCGGGGACAGCGGGGUGGGCAAGAGCAGCCUUCUGUUACGAUUCGCAGACAACACAUUUUCAGGUAGCUACAUCACCACCAUCGGCGUGGACUUUAAGAUCCGGACGGUGGAGAUCAACGGUGAGAAGGUGAAGCUGCAGAUCUGGGACACCGGCGGACAGGAGCGCUUCCGCACCAUCACCUCCACGUACUACAGAGGCACCCACGGGGUCAUAGUGGUGUAUGACGUCAGCAGCGCCGAGUCCUUCGUCAACGUAAAGCGAUGGCUGCACGAAAUCAACCAGAACUGUGACGAUGUGUGUCGGAUAUUAGUGGGGAACAAAAACGAUGAUCCCAACUCGAAGGUCGUGGAGACAGACGACGCUCAGAAGUUUGCAGAGCAGAUGGGAAUCCGACUCUUUGAGACGAGCGCGAAGGAGAACAUCAACGUAGAGGAGAUGUUUAACAGUAUAACAGGGCUGGUGCUCCGGACGAAGAAAGAGAUGGUGGCAAAGCAGCAGCAGCAGCAGCAGAAUGACGUGGUGAAGCUGACCAAGAACAGCAAACGCAAGAGGAAGUGCUGCUAAUGCUUUACUCUCUCACACACACACACACACACACACACACAUACACACACACACACACACACACACACACACACACACACACACACACAACAGAACUACCGUCAACUGAAAUCCCACGAGAGAGUGUGGAGAAGACAUGGAUCCUAUACAAGUGGAGUGGCAAGCUGAGACGAAGCACCGUUCCACAGACUUCUGAAGGGGGCGAUAAUGUGCGGAUUUGAUUAGUCUGGAGGAGUUUCACUCAAGUGUGGAAGAGAUGCAUUAUUUAAAGAUUUAUCCUCCUGUGGUGUCAGGAGAGGUCAGAUUUCUGCUUCCUGCUUGUCAGCCCCACCCCCCCCAUGUAGGACACGCCCAUUCCAGCCACCUCUCUGCCUGAGGAUGACGAUGAUGGAGAUGAUGAUGAUGAUUAUGAUGAUGGAGAUGAGGGUGGUGCAUCAGUUCUUCUUCUUGUUUGGGUUGGGUUGGUCUGUUCCCAAGUAAAGAUUGGGGAACGCAGAGUGACUGCAGCGAGUGCUUUGAUACACCUCCCCCCACCCCACCCCAAACAUCAACGUCUCCUCCAUCCUCUUGGUUUUACUGAGACAGAUGCCAAUUCAUAACAGAUCCUCAAGGUUUUGCUUUUAAAACUUUUAAUGGUGACAAUGCUGACUGGUAGGCUGAACCUUACUCAUUGGGUGUUCUGCCUCAGUCCGCACAACAGAACUGCAUUUGUUUGUUUUGUCCUCUUUUGUUGCCAAGUGUACCCCACCCCCCCCCCCCCACCCC